CUCGUUUAAUAUUCUCGCGGUUUUUCUUCUUUGAAAAAAAUUUGCUAGGCAAUUUUUUCGAUUUUAUGCUCCUUAUUUUCUUUCAGGUUUGAGGUUUGAGCCGGGACAGAACGAAGGACGAAACAUGGGGCGAAUUAGGAGUUUAUGGCUCUUUCUCGGACUCGUGUUAUUUGCCGUCUCAUUUUAUGAUGUAACUGCUGAUGUAAUACCAUCCGAAAACGAAUGUAGGCCGUACAUUGAGAAGGCAAUUCAUGAACUUAAAAAUACUGAACCGAUAGCGACUGAUAAUGAUUCGACUGAAGAUAAAACGGUAGAAGAUGAUGCGAGUAUUGAAACUGUUACGACGUCAGAGGCAGCGGCAGUAGAUAGUAGUGAUGACGAGAAAUCAGGAGAAGAAGCAGCUACUGAUGAUCAAAAAUCCACAGAAGAGGGUACGGACGAUAAUAAGUCAACAGAAGCAGAAGAUGACGGAAAGGAUUCAAAGGAGGAUGAUGAUCAAAAAUCUGGCGAACAAGAAGCAGAAACUGACCAAAAGUCAACCGAAGAUGAUGACAACAAGUCAGGAGAAGAAAAUGAUGAUGGAAAGGAUUCAAAGGAACAGGAUUUAGAGAAUGACAGCAAUGAAGAGAAAUCAGACAAUGAAAAUGACACUACAGAACAAACUGAUGAUGCAGACUCAAAAGAGGUAGCUACAGAUAAUGACAAGGACUCAAAGGAAGAUACUACUGCUGAUGAUAAGGAUUCAAAAGAGGAUGCAGCUGAUAACGACUCAAAGGAAGAGAAUACCGAUGACAAUGACACCAAAGAAGUUCAAGCUGAUGAUGGCAAUGACUCAAAGGAAAAUGAGGCUGAUAUCCAAACCAACGAGCAAGAUGAUGAAUCUACAGAAGAAGCACAAAAGGCUGAAUCAGUAGAAGAAACUGAAAAUGUUGCAGCAGAAGAUGGAGACUCAAACGAAGACAAUGAAAAUAAAUCAGCAGAAGAAGCAGCUCAAACCGAAGAGGAUACAAAGGAACAAGAAGCAACUGAUGACAAUGAAGAUUCAGCAGAAGAAAAGGUUCGAUCAAAGCGUAGCAUCACAGAUGAAGCCACACCAGAAGAUGAUGGAAAUGAUACCAAUGAAGACACAGCUGAAGAUAAUAAGUCCCAAGAAAACACAGACGAUGAUAAUGACACUAAGGAAGACACAGCCGACGAUAACCAGUCCCAAGAAAAUACAGAAGAGGAUAAUGAUACCAAGGAAGACACAGUAGAUGAUAAUGACACUAAGGAAGACACAGCAGAUGAUAAUGAUACUAAGGAAGACACAGCAGAAGCCAAUGACACUAAGGAAGAAAGUUCACAAGAAGGAGCUGAUGUAGACUCUAAUGAGGAAACCCCAGAAGCUGAAAAUGAAGACAACGAUGCCGCUGAAGAGGAUUUAACAUUGGGAUAUGAAAUUCCAACAAAUUUGCGUCCACGUAGUCACAUUACUCAGCUAUUGGGAUUAGAUGCUGAGUCAUCAAUCAAGGAAAAUGCCCUCAAGCGUACUGGCGAUGUUGUUCUCAAGGAAUUGAAGAAAAUUUAUGAUAACGCAAUCAAGCCACUUGAAACAAUGUACAAGUACCGUGAACUUAGCAACAGACAUUAUGGUGAUCCAGAAAUUUUCUCAAAACCAUUGAUUGUCUUUAUGGGACCAUACUCGGGUGGAAAGUCGACAAUCUUGAAUUACUUGACAGACAAUGAAUACAGAGAAACCUCAAUUCGAUCUGGUGCUGAGCCAUCACCAGCAUACUUUAAUAUCCUUAUGCAUGGAGAUGAACCAGAAGUUCUUGAUGGAACACAAUUGGCAGCUGAUUGGACAUUCUCAGGAUUACAAAAGUUCGGACAAGGUCUUAUGGAUCGUUUGAGAGGUCAAAAGCUUCCCAGCAAACUGUUAGAACGUGUCAAUAUUGUUGAGAUUCCCGGUAUAUUGGAAGUGCGUAAGCAAGUUUCUCGUUACUUCCCAUUCAAUGACGCAUGCCAAUGGUUUAUUGAUCGUGCUGAUAUCAUCUUUUUGGUCUAUGAUCCAGCAAAAUUGGAUGUUGGUCCAGAAACAGAAGCCAUUCUUGAUCAAUUAAAGGGACGUGAAUAUCAGACGAGAAUUUUGUUGAACAAGGGUGAUCAAGUCAAGCCUGAAGAACUUCUCCGCGUUCAAGGUGCUUUGAUUUGGAACAUUUCACCAUUAAUGUCAUCUGCUCAACCUCCAGUCAUGUAUACUGUCUCAUUAUGGUCAAAUCCCUACGAACAUGGGGCUCCAGUCCGUCUAUUGCAAGCACAAGAACGUGCUAUGCUUACUGACUUACGCGAGGCAGUUGAUAAGAGAAUUGAGAAUAAGAUUGCUAGUGCUCGUCGCUUUGCUGUUCGCAUUCGUAAUCACGCCAAGAUGGUUGAUUGCUAUCUUACAACUUACUACAACCAAAAGUCACUGUUCAGCAACAAGAAACAAGUUUCCGAUAAGAUCAUCGAACAUCCUCAAAACUAUAACAUUUACGAAGGAUUAUCGACUCUCACAAAUAUCUCACGUUACGAUCUUCCUGAUCCCGAAGUAUAUUUGGAAUUCUUCCGUUUGAAUCCACUUUAUGAAUUCAAGAAAUUAUCCGAAACUUGCACAUACUUCAAAGGCUGUCCAAUUAAUAAAUUAGACAUUGCAAUUGCUUAUGACCUACCAGAGCUUGUAGGAAAGUAUAAGAAGUUGCUCGAAGAGAAUUACUCUAAGUUGCGUAAAGAAUUCGACGAGAAUUGUAAUCAGACAACUACUGAGCCACCAGUUAAAUUAAAUUCUCGAUAAAGAACCAAAAAAAAAAGAAAAGAAACUAAGUCAUUCAGUAGAUUAGCACAUUCACUUAAUCCACAAAAAAUAAAUGUCCAUAAAAAUUUUAAAACAGAAAAAAAUGUGCGACUUGAAGAAAUUUUAAAAAUUUUUACAUUAUGUUUUGUGAGAGAGAGAAUAAAAGAUAUGACGAUGAGUCAUAAAGACACACACAUACACACACGAAUUAUAAAAAUAACUCUUAAACAGCUGAUGUUGAUCAUAAAAUUUUUUUUCUCAUACCGCUUUUUAACCAUAAAUUAUUUUAUAAUGAAGAUAUUUUUUAGCUAUUCAUCAUUGAAAGGAGUAAAUUAGGUACUUGCUUCUAUCGCCAUUAAUAAAUUCAGGGCGAUUAAGACGGAUUUUCCUUAUAAACUGCUUUAACGGAUUUUAAAAAUUCAAAUUCUAACGGAUUUUGAAAAUUUAAAUUCCAUCGGUUUUCAAAAAUUCAAAUUCAAACGGUUCUAAGAAAUUUGAAAUGGGAAAAUGCGUUAAAAAUCCUCAUCAAUCUUUAUAAUUAUUUAUUUUGUUAUCUAUUAUCUCAUACGUAUUUAUCUCGUUAUUUUAAAACUACUUUCAAUUCUAUUUAAAAAAAAUGGUGGGUGUUGGUGAUUUUCUAAUUGCAUAAAGAUACUGAAAGAGAGAGACACAAACAAUAAAAUCAUUAGACAUCGCAGAUAGAGACGACAAUAAAAAUUUUAAAAAUAAUGUGUUAUUUAAAACUUUUUGAGAUUGUAAAAAAAAUAUUAAAAAUAUUGAAUUUGAAAUAAAAAUGUUGAAUUUUUUUUCCAAAACUUUUUUUUUUAUUGAGGAUUUCUUUAUGAUGGGAUAUAAUCGGUAUCAGUGAUAAGUGAUUCCCUUUCUUUUCCAGCAUUGGACAUUUUUGGUAAAACGACAGCAAUGUAGCCGUGUCCUUCCACUUCCAAUUUCUUGAUGUCAUCAUUUAAACUCUCGUUUACUUCCAACAACUUUCCAACAAUACAGCUGAACAAUUUAUAUUCAGUUCCAUCGAGAGUCUUGAUGAGUGCAACUGUUGUGUUUUUCUGAAGAUUCAUAGCGCCUUUCUUAUGCUUGCCUUUGACUUGAUUUUGGCUACGAUCGCAAUUUCCAAUGUCAAAAUUAACGCUUUCAAUGCCUUUCUUAAAUGCAAUAUGACUCUUGGCGAUUGAAAUUAAGCAAACUCCAUUAGUAUGGAAUAAAAUCAAGUGAUCCUCAUUGUCACCAUUCUCUGAUGUUCUUUUACAAUAGAAUCGACUGAAAUAUCGAUCAACAAAUGAUGGAAAUGGCUUACUUUCAUCAAGAUAUGUUAUUAUUGAUGGAAUCCCUUCAUCAUAUUCAUCCUCAUUAAGAUAAUAUUUAUCCAUAACUUUAUGUCCUACUGGCUAAAUACUUUAGAUGCUAAACUAUUGUUUCUGAGCUUGUUCUUCUUGUCUCAUUCGCUCGUAAACUUUCUGUCUAUUCAAUUUUGAUUGAUCAAAAUUCUUCUUUCUAUUAUCGGCUAGUUCCUUUUUUAAACACCUUUGGACUGUCCUGUCGAUAUCACUACAAGCUCCGAGAAACUUUUGGAAUUUUUUCUUAAAUUAAAUUAAAAGAAAUAUUGCUGAUAAAGGAUUGUAUUGAUGAAAAAGGCACUAAGUUAAGCAGAGGAUGUAGAGGAGCUGAAGAAGAUAGUUUAUU
Chironomus riparius is the source of this 4507-nucleotide messenger RNA. NCBI's taxonomy places the organism in Eukaryota, Metazoa, Arthropoda, Insecta, Diptera, Chironomidae. The record is from the annotation of a GenBank genome assembly.